This is a messenger RNA of Adineta steineri, 1323 nucleotides long. The record is from the annotation of a GenBank genome assembly. NCBI's taxonomy places the organism in Eukaryota, Metazoa, Rotifera, Eurotatoria, Adinetida, Adinetidae.
AUGAAUGAAAAAGAAACAACAUCACGAUUCAUAGUUGAACCACCUUCACCUCUAAAUCCUUAUCGAAGUAUCAUAGAAGAAAAUCCAGUUGUGGAACAUUUUACUAAGAGACGUCUUCGAAAACAUAUGCGCCAUGUUGGACUGAUACCAGAGCCACCUAAACAUGGAAAUACAGAAUCAAUUUCUUUAGAACAUGAUGAACAUCGGACUCACAAUUCAGAACCAGAACGAUAUAAACGAUUUAGACGAAAAUUCAUAGUAGCAAUGGCUGAUACUGUUGAAGAAGUUGACCGAGCACGACAAGCAGAAUUUCGAAAUCAAUUGGAAUUAUGGGAUAAAAUGUAUUCAAAUCGUAUUCAACGUAUUAAACAAUUGAUACGAGAAAACUUGCCCAAAAUGCCGGACGUACCGUCUAUAUCAAUCCCAAGAAUUCUGCCUGAUUUUGUUCCAAAACGAUCAACACGUCGUGCAGCAUCUGCAAAAGCAAGAAAUCUUCCUUCGAAUAUAUCUCCUCGUCAGUAUCCCAAUAGAGAACAUUCUAAUUCUGAUGAAGUUACUGAACGUUUGACUAAACUUGAAAACAUUUUUUCAACAUUCGAACGAGAAGAUUUUCACGAAUGUCGUAUGAAUGUUAAUCUGUUAAAGAUGAAUGUAGAAUUCUUAACAAACGAUAGGAAUAUAGUACACGAAGAAUUGAACAAAUUGAGAAAUGACAUUGAUGAAUUACAAACUGACUUGAACGAUAUUGUUAAAGAUCAAGACAUGUUAAAGAUAAUACAAACUGAGCAUGAUCAAAAAUUAUCUCAAUUAACUCUAUUAGUAACAACAUUUCAGAACCAAAUAAAAAAUAUUUCAAUAUCAUCAUCUGCUUCAGGCACAAAAAAUUAUGAUGAAGAUUUGAGUAGUAUACAAGACAAACAAGAACAAUUCGAUGCUUCACUGCAAACGAUCGUUAAAAAUAUGGAAAUACUUCAAACAUCAGUUAUUACAACAGACAACGGGAUUAAUCAACUCAGCGAUAAAAUAAUUGUACAACAGCAACAAAUUGAAAAUGUAAUCAAUGGUAAUUUGAAUGCGCUUGAACAAAAAAUGGCGACAUUACAGGAAGAACUUAAGAAGAUUAUUGAUGAAUCAGUAAAAAGAAUUAAAAGAGAAACAACAAUAUUAAACGACAAGGUUGAAAAUUUAGAAAGAGCUAUUGAUGGAAUGAAUUUACCUCAUACAAAGAAACUAAAUACUUUGCCUUUCGUAGAAAAACUCGCUCCGAUGGACUUAUUGGAAAUCAAUUGGUGCAAAUAUCAGGAAGAAAAUAAAACUGACUAA